AGAAAGACGUAAAAAAUGAGUUUUAAUGUCUGGAGUAUGAAAGAGAUGCUCACUAUUCCUUCAGGCUCUGGGACCACUAAGUCAUCUAACUGGAAUAAUAAUCAGACUGAUUAUUCUGCUCUCAGUGAUUCCCAGUUCCUCUUUGGAUCUCAGUUUUGUCCGGAAAAUUCAGAGACCCUGUCAGCACCCUUAGACUUAGGCGCUCACUUGAGACGUCCAAAACAAUCGCAACAGAAUUCUCUGGAUAGUGAGCCUAGUAUCUUCACAAAGUAUCAGACAAAACCAUACCUAUUUGGAGGAGAGACGAAGGAUGAAGGGUUAUUUUCCCUUCCUUUGCCAGUUGGAAAAUCAAAAUGCCUCUUGAAACAGUUUGAGGAAAAAAACCAAAGAGCAAAAGACAAAUGUGACAGUGAGACCCUACACAACUUCGUUUCCCAGGUCAGAGAAAGCAUUCAGAGGUUCCAGACAUCUGUGGAAGAGUCUGAGGAACGCCUCAGUUCAAGAAGCCAAUCUAUUUUGGACUCUUUGGAGACUGUAGCUAGGACAUUACAAGAGACGGCACAGGCUCAGAGUGACAUGAGGUUUGAGGUGGUACAAAAAAGCAAUGCAGAGCAGGCCAUCCUUGAGAUGCAAAAGAAACUAGAAACUACGCAAACAGAGUUUACAGAAAUGAAGUCCAGCCUAAAGCAGCUUGAGGUUUUAGUAGCCCAGCAGAGUAAGGACUUCCAGCAGCUAUGUGAGCAGUUAGGCCAGCUGCAUGUGCCUGAUGUCCUUGAAAAACUGAAGAGAUUGAUCUCAGCACCUCUGGUACCUGGCUGUGUGAAAGACAGUGCUUCUCAGACUUCACCACCUUUGGCCCAGAGCCUCAGGUUCAUCAAGCAGACAAAACUCCCCUGUGAAGAGCCAGUUACAUGGCAGACCCAGGCUGCCCCUGCUGCAGGGAUCCCCACUGCAGGAUCCCUGAGACCUGCAGAGUUUAGAGUCUGCGCUGAGCAAGAAGAGAGUGAUUCUCUCCGAGGAAAGGCUGCACUGCCAGCAGUCGAGCCUUGCAAAGUGUAUAGGCAAGUAAAGGACAAGGCUAGGCAGACUAACUGCCAGGAUUCAACUAUCACUAAAACAAGUCCUCAGAACUGUGGCUCCAGUGGCCCAGGUCACAAGGUAUGUGAUCUGGUUUCCCAAGGAAACCCACAGCUCAUAUCCCUGGACUUACACAAUGUUGCAAACAGCAUUCAGAAUGCCUGCCCAGAAUACCAGGGCCGAAGUAUAUUUUUUUGUGAUCCAUGUGAACAGCUGGUGACUAAACAGAAGGACAGGACUGUAGAAAGAGGGAGGGAAGAAAAGAUGCAGCAACCCAGGAAGGCCCGCAGAGGCAAGCUCUUGACUAGGAAGCGAGGCCAAACCCUGAGCAAGACCUGCACCUUUAACCCUAAAUACCAGCAUCCGCAGUCUCCAGUUUCUAGUCCACCAAGGUCCCCAAAGGGGCAACAAGAGCUCCUCGCUCAGGCCCUGUGUCUGCCGAGUCCCAGAAGGUCCCCCAGAUCACUCUGUCCUGUUCCUGAAGGAAGAGUCAAGUCCAGCAAGACAGUGAGAGGGGAAGCCUUACAGUUCACCAUCGGCCCUUCCAAAGGAAGCAGGCUCCUCUCCAGCAGUCUCCAGAGGGACCACCGGAUGAGCUGGUUCAAUGACCUCAACCCAGAAAAUUCGGAGCCUGCUCCAUAUAAGAAGACAGGGAAGAGCUUACUGUAUCACUUGGACUUUGAUAGCAGCGAUGAUGACUUUUGA
Messenger RNA from Octodon degus (degu), 1782 nucleotides. It is a transcript of the gene Iho1, whose product is annotated as coiled-coil domain containing 36. The transcript is spliced from 7 exons. Gene Ontology annotation, biological process: DNA recombination; homologous chromosome pairing at meiosis; meiotic DNA double-strand break formation. The coding region runs from base 16 to 1782 and encodes 588 amino acids. The record is from RefSeq and is a predicted model, not a curated record. Lineage: Eukaryota; Metazoa; Chordata; Mammalia; Rodentia; Octodontidae. Gene Ontology annotation, cellular component: condensed nuclear chromosome.